Colletotrichum orchidophilum is the source of this 1014-nucleotide messenger RNA. RefSeq lists its product as uncharacterized. Lineage: Eukaryota; Fungi; Ascomycota; Sordariomycetes; Glomerellales; Glomerellaceae. Gene Ontology annotation, molecular function: nucleic acid binding. The transcript is spliced from 2 exons. The record is from RefSeq and is a predicted model, not a curated record. The coding region runs from base 1 to 1014 and encodes 337 amino acids.
AUGCACCAAGGUGGCGGCUCGGUACAGUCAGGUACUCGCCGGCCCCUGCUCCGCGUACGCCUGUCCCUGCCAUCCGCUGAGCCGUGCGAGCGGCCCGCGUCAGGCCCCUUCCAACAGCACUCUGGUGGGUGCAAAUGUACUUUCCUGGAGCUGAGGCGGCUCAAGGGCCUGUCCCCAGCGACAGCUAGGCAACUGUUCGUGGCGGCCGUGGCACCAACGAUGGACUAUGCCUCGAACGUCUGGAGAUAUAGGUGCAGAGCAGCUCAAAUGAGGGCUAUCAAUAGAGUGCAAAGAAUUGGAGCCCAGGCUAUCGUGGGAACCUUCAACACGGUAGCCACAGCAGUGGCUGGAGCGGAAGCCAGUAUACAGUCAGCCCAGGAACGGUUCGAUAGGAAAGCGACUAAGUUCUGGGUGCGUCUGCGAAGCCUGCCCAAGAACCACCCGCUCCGGCGUUUGAGAACCCAGAGCUUCAAAAGACACAUAUCUCCUUUCCAGAAGAUGGCGGCAGUCUACUACGACAUACCCGUAGACAGGUUGGAGACCAUCGACGCGUUUCCACUCUCGCCAUGGGAGGAACGAACACACGCAAUCGUCGAGGAGGAGGGGAGAAUGGCGAGCAAGGCAAUUGAAACCGGAUGGGCACUCAGAGUGGCGACAAGUAGCUCGGCAAGGAACGAAAUCGUGGGUUACGGGAUAGCGACAAUGCUUCCCCUAUCGCACAGGGGAGGCGGCUCGACGACGACAGUAUCCACUACAAUUGGCCCCAGAACAGAACAGAACCCAUAUACGGCAGAGCUUGCAGCAAUAGCAAGAGCAUUAGAGUCGCUCGCCAAUAGGGUUCAGCAUCUCGUAGUCUAUGUGUUCUCCCGCAACAAGGCAGCCGUACUGGCAAUCAGGAACCCUCGACAACAAUCGGGCCAGCAAGAAAUCCGUCGCAUACACAACGCCGUUGAGGCUCUCAAGAGCAAGGGCAACAGAGCAUCGCUCCUCUGGCUUCCAAAAGAAGCCAGUUAG